GGGGAUUUAGUCGUGGCCUUCGCCGAGAAUCCUGAGGUCUGUGCUCCUCCUGAAAAUGAGCGCGGGGUCAGCAGAAGAGCUUAAAGUUCCGCCUAUAAAGAGGAUUGUGCUCAUAAUAUUCCAUUGCCACCCGUCCGCCAACUGAAGCUCAACAUAAGAUUCUAUCUCUAAUUCUCCACCCUACCUCUAUGAGCCCUAAUCAGUAGGACCCUGCAGGUGAUUUUGUCAUAGAUCUCAAAUGGACUUUCGAAAUUGUGCAGUUACGUAAACAGAAGGAAAGAAACUCAAAAUAUCUUGUUAUUGGAAACCAGUUGAAUUUGUUGCAUUAGUUCCCUGCACUGAAGAGACUCCGAGUCAUUGUGUUAUUGUGAUAAGAUACAACCCAGAAGUACAUAAAAUAUGCUUCAUAUUUCCAAAUGGAGACAAAUAUGAGGGUGAAUGUACUAGAAUAUCUUCUGGAAUCUUUGAGAGAAAUGGAUCAGGGGUUCACACAACCCCCAAUGGAAUAACCUAUAUAGGGGCCUGGAAAGAUGACAAGAUGAAUGGAAUUGGAAGACUUACACAUUUUUCAGGAGCAGUAUAUGAAGGAGAGUUCAAGGACAACAUGUAUCAUGGAAUGGGGACUUACACAUUCCCAAAUGGAGCAAAAUAUACUGGAAGUUUUGUAGAAAACAGGGUGGAAGGUAAGGGAGAAUAUACUGACAUUCGUGGAUUGGAAUGGAGUGGUACCUUUCAUUACACAGCUGCACCGGGGCUGAAACUAAAACUACAGAUGUAGAUCUCCAAACUGAUGUAAUAACUUUCCAGUUGAUGUUAAUCAAAAGCAAUUAUGGUGAAGUUUCCAUUAAACAUUUCACAUACCACUCACUGUUCUGUAAGUUAUUCAAUAAAAUCAUCCAUACAUUUC
Molecule: messenger RNA, 907 nt
Organism: Sarcophilus harrisii (Tasmanian devil)
Lineage: Eukaryota; Metazoa; Chordata; Mammalia; Dasyuromorphia; Dasyuridae
Gene: MORN2
Product: MORN repeat containing 2
Exons: 6
Coding region: 539-778 (79 amino acids)
Source: RefSeq, a predicted model, not a curated record